GUUUACUUCUUCCGCUGGCUUUGAACGCCGUGACUGCUUUUUCAAUUCAGUAGCGGAAAGACGAAAGGAAACCUCUUGGAAUAAGUGUCCACAGCUUAUACCUCAAAGAUGAUAAAUUAUUCACCAGUGAUACAUAUAAUCAUUUAUCUUCUGCUCUUGGUAAUCGUCACACUGCAACGCGUCGAGAAUGCAAGUAUUGGAGGAGAUAUCACUGUCGAUACCACUCUAACACUAAAUGGGUCAGCUUAUGUUGUAUCUAAAGACCUUGUUGUAGCUGAGAACGCCACUUUAACUAUAGAACCAGGAGUCCAAUUGCUCUUUAAAGCUGGAGUUGCUUUACAAGUGAAAGGCUCUUUGCAAGCAAAAGGAAACUCGAAUGGCAGAAUCGCUUUCAGCAAAAUACCAACAAACAGCUCAGAAAAUGUGGACGAUUUGAACGUUACGGCGCCUUAUAAUAAUGGAAGUCGCCUUGUUGGCGGGAAAAAUUAUCGAGUUGGUCGCCUCGAGAUAUUUCUAAGAGGACAAUGGGGGACUGUGUGUGAUGACUCGUUUGAUAUCAACGAUGCUCGGGUUGCUUGCAGACAGCUGGGUUUCUUGGGAGCCAAAAGGUUCUACAGACACGGCAGGGGAACGGGGCCCACUUGGUUGGACGAUGUGAACUGCAUGGGGACUGAGGAGAGUUUGCUGGAGUGCAAAUAUCCUGGAAUCGGAGUUGAAAAUUGUGGUCAUUUUGAGGAUGUUGGAGUAGAAUGCCACAGCUUAGCAAAGUUACUGUCGAGCAAAGUUUACUGGAAGGGAAUCGAUUUUUCCAGCACACAAAAGACUUCAUCUCUUCAAUAUGUGGACAUGUCCCUGGGCUAUGAAGCCAUCAUAGGCGGCGAAUACCUCCCAGACCUUGAACAUGUGACAAUAAAAGGUUCUCUACAUAGUGUGAGGUCUGACAAUCUCAGUUCUCCACUGACCAUUAACGACACCAGCAUCAAAGACAACCAAUUUGCAGGAAUCCGGAUUAAAGGCAGAUCAAAGGCAGUAACGAUUCAGAACACAGCAGUGUGGAACACAACAAAUGGAGACGGGCUGUCCUAUAGCCAGAUAGUUCCUGAUCCAGUGGAUUUUUGUUCUGUGGAUGUGAAUGCUAUCACAUUUCCAAUCAAUUUGCAGGCUUUGGGUAAAGCAAGAACGAAUGUUGAAUGCACCAAGGGUAAGCUGUUGCAAAGGGUUGCGCUGCUGUAA
Messenger RNA from Orbicella faveolata, 1233 nucleotides. RefSeq lists its product as uncharacterized. Gene Ontology annotation, cellular component: plasma membrane. The record is from RefSeq and is a predicted model, not a curated record. Gene Ontology annotation, molecular function: calcium ion binding. NCBI's taxonomy places the organism in Eukaryota, Metazoa, Cnidaria, Anthozoa, Scleractinia, Merulinidae. Gene Ontology annotation, biological process: homophilic cell-cell adhesion; cell-cell junction maintenance.